Chanos chanos (milkfish) is the source of this 636-nucleotide messenger RNA. It is a transcript of the gene cldn7a, whose product is annotated as claudin 7a. NCBI's taxonomy places the organism in Eukaryota, Metazoa, Chordata, Actinopteri, Gonorynchiformes, Chanidae. Gene Ontology annotation, molecular function: structural molecule activity. The transcript has 4 exons. Bases 1 to 636 code for a protein of 211 amino acids. The record is from RefSeq and is a predicted model, not a curated record. Gene Ontology annotation, cellular component: membrane; bicellular tight junction.
AUGGCGAACUCGGGAGUACAAUUGUUGGGAUUUUUCCUGUCUCUGAUGGGUAUCAUCGGACUCAUCAUUGGUACUAUCCUCCCACAGUGGAAGAUGUCUGCAUAUGUAGGAGACAGCAUCAUAACCGCUGUUGCGACAUAUCAAGGUCUCUGGAUGUCCUGCGCUUUCCAAAGUACCGGACAGCUCCAAUGCAAAAUCUACGACUCUAUUCUACAGCUUGACAGUGAACUCCAGACCACUCGUGCCUUGAUGAUUGUGGGCAUCAUCGUGUCGAUCUCUGGACUGGGCGUGGCCUGCAUGGGGAUGAAAUGCACCACCUGCGGGGCUGACGAUAAAGCCCGCAAGUCUCGCAUCGCCAUGACCGGCGGAAUCAUACUACUGGUGGGAGCUUUGUGUGCGAUCGUUGCGUGUUCGUGGUUUGCCCACAACGUGAUCCGGGCUUUCUACAACCCCUUCACCCCGGUCAAUACAAAGUUUGAGUUUGGGUCGGCCAUCUUCAUUGCAUGGGGCGGCUCCUUUCUUGAUCUCCUUGGGGGAGCCAUGUUGGCUGCUUCCUGUCCGCGCCGCAAGCAGGUGUCCAAAUACCCCCCCAAGAACUCCUCACGGGCUCCUAGCAGCACCAAGGAGUAUGUGUGA